Messenger RNA from Megalops cyprinoides (Indo-Pacific tarpon), 1006 nucleotides. It is a transcript of the gene itpa, whose product is annotated as inosine triphosphatase (nucleoside triphosphate pyrophosphatase). Gene Ontology annotation, biological process: nucleoside triphosphate catabolic process. The coding region runs from base 31 to 642 and encodes 203 amino acids. Gene Ontology annotation, molecular function: nucleoside triphosphate diphosphatase activity. The record is from RefSeq and is a predicted model, not a curated record. Gene Ontology annotation, cellular component: cytoplasm. Lineage: Eukaryota; Metazoa; Chordata; Actinopteri; Elopiformes; Megalopidae. The transcript is spliced from 8 exons.
CAGAAGGACAUUGGGAAAAUAUUAGAAAGCAUGGCGUUGUCAGCCGGAAGAUCCGUGGUUUUCGUGACUGGAAACGCAAAGAAAUUAGAAGAGGUCAUUCAGAUCCUGGGCGACAAGUUCCCUUACAAGCUGGUCUCCAAAAAGAUUGAUUUGCCAGAGUACCAGGGAGAACCAGAUGAGAUCUCCAUACAGAAAUGCCAGGAGGCAGCCAGGCAGGUAGAUGGACCAGUUAUUGUGGAAGACACCUGCCUCUGUUUCCGAGCUCUUGGUGGGCUGCCAGGGCCUUACAUAAAAUGGUUCCUAGACAAGCUAAAGCCAGAAGGGUUGUACAAACUGCUGGCAGGGUUUGAGGACAAGUCUGCCUGGGCCCUAUGUACCUUUGCAUACUGUGAGGGGAAGCAGGAGCCUGUGCAGCUUUUCAAGGGCAUAACUGAGGGACAUAUUGUGGAGCCUAGGGGGCCAAGAGACUUUGGGUGGGACCCCUGUUUUCAGCCAGAGGGAUAUGACAAAACCUAUGCUGAGCUACCCAAGGAGGUGAAGAACACCAUCUCUCACCGAUACCGCGCUCUGGCAGCCAUGUCUGAACACUUCAACAAGCUAAAUGACGCUCCGGAGAACAAGAGGAUAAAACAUGGUGACUAACCACAGGCUGCGGUCUUGACACCUGCAGGCAGAACCAGCCAGCUGGACUGAUUCAGGCAGAACAAUGCCAGGGCUUUGUACAGCCCAACACAUCAGACGGUUUAAUGGCUUUCUCUGGAAAGCAAGCCCUCGUGUCAUGUUUUCAAGGCUAUCCGGCCAUCGGACACUCCAUCCAUUGCCACUCUAACGUGAAUCACUUCUGUACUAGGGUUAAAAAUAUGACUUUUUAAAACCAGUUAGACUUUAUGAAAGAAUGUUCUGUGUCCACAGAAGAUUAAUGUGUAUCUUUGAAUGUGGUAUGUUUCCUGUCAAAAUGAGACACAUUACAAAUUGUGUUAAGAAAACAUUUUUUCUGUUUCCCACU